Molecule: messenger RNA, 4999 nt
Organism: Otolemur garnettii (small-eared galago)
Lineage: Eukaryota; Metazoa; Chordata; Mammalia; Primates; Galagidae
Gene: AREL1
Product: apoptosis resistant E3 ubiquitin protein ligase 1
Exons: 19
Coding region: 333-2801 (822 amino acids)
Biological process (GO): positive regulation of protein catabolic process; protein polyubiquitination; negative regulation of apoptotic process
Molecular function (GO): ubiquitin-protein transferase activity
Source: RefSeq, a predicted model, not a curated record
CUUUGGCAGUUGAUUGCACUCUGCACUACAAACAAAUCCAGGAAUGAUAUAUUCUUGGGCUCUAUUUCUCUCCCUGGAAUUCAUCCCUUUCCUUCCAGAAACACUGACCCUCUGCUUAUUCUGACACAUUCUCGGUGAAGAUCUGAUGGAAGACCCUUUCUGUUGACCUUGCAGCUUGAUUCUUUUGUGUGGAAGUUGGAAGACAAAGUGAAAGGGGCCAGAAGUUACCUGCUUUGGUGAUUACAAGUGCUCCACUUGGUUCUCAGAACAUGGGCCCUCGCUUAAAGCUGCAGCUGUGAUCCUCGGCUGUCUGUCGGCAUUGAAGGGACCUGAUGUUUUACGUUAUUGGCGGAAUCACAGUAUCUGUGGUUGCAUUCUUCUUCACAAUUAAGUUCCUCUUUGAGCUUGCUGCACGUGUAGUCAGCUUCCUCCAGAAUGAGGACCGUGAGCGUCGAGGGGACCGGACUAUUUAUGACUAUGUGCGAGGAAAUUACCUGGAUCCCCGGUCUUGCAAAGUCUCCUGGGAUUGGAAGGACCCCUAUGAGGUGGGCCACAGCAUGGCCUUCCGAGUGCAUUUAUUCUAUAAGAAUGGGCAACCUUUCCCUGCACAUCGGCCUGUGGGACUAAGAGUUCACAUCUCUCAUGUUGAGCUAGCAGUGGAAAUCCCCGUAACUCAGGAAGUCCUUCAGGAGCCCAAUUCCAAUGUAGUGAAGGUGGCCUUCACUGUGCGCAAGGCUGGGCGUUAUGAAAUCACAGUGAAGCUUGGUGGAUUAAAUGUGGCCUAUAGUCCCUACUACAAAAUUUUUCAGCCUGGAAUGGUGGUUCCUUCUAAGACCAAAAUUGUGUGCCAUUUUUCGACUCUUGUGUUGACCUGUGGGCAGCCACACACUCUACAAAUAGUGCCCCGAGAUGAGUAUGACAACCCUACCAACAAUUCCACAUCUUUGAGAGAUGAGCACAAUUACAGUCUGUCCAUUCAUGAGCUUGGCCCUCAAGAAGAAGAGAGUACUGGUGUCUCAUUUGAGAAGUCAGUUAUGUCCAACAAGCAGACUUGCCAGGUGUUUUUGAGACUCACGCUGCAUUCUCGUGGCUGUUUCCAUGCCUGCAUUUCAUAUCAAAAUCAGCCAAUCAAUAAUGGCGAAUUUGACAUUAUUGUUCUAAGUGAGAAUGAGAAGAAUAUUGUCGAACGCAAUGUGUCCACCUCAGGUGUGAGCAUUUACUUUGAAGCUUAUCUUUAUAAUACCAACUGUACCAGCACUCCUUGGCACCUUCCACCCAUGCACAUGAGCUCUUCCCAGCGUCGACCCUCCACAGCUAUAGAGGAGGAAGAUGAAGAUUCGCCCUCUGAGUGCCACACUCCUGAGAAAGUGAAGAAACCGAAGAAGGUGUAUUGCUAUGUGUCACCAAAGCAAUUCUCAGUGAAGGAGUUCUACCUGAAAAUCAUCCCCUGGCGCCUUUAUACCUUCCGAGUAUGCCCAGGAACAAAAUUUUCCUACCUUGGCCCUGACCCUGUCCAUAAACUCCUCACAUUGGUGGUAGAUGAUGGCAUUCAGCCUCCUGUGGAGCUCAGUUGUAAGGAGAGGAACAUUCUAGCCGCCACUUUCAUCUGCUCCCUCCAUAAGAAUAUAGGAGGCUCUGAGACCUUUCAGGACAAGGUGAACUUUUUCCAGCGAGAGCUUCGGCAGGUACAUAUGAAAAGACCACAUUCCAAAGUCACCCUGAAGGUCAGCAGACACGCCUUACUGGAAUCGUCUCUGAAAGCCACUCGGAAUUUCUCUAUCUCAGAUUGGAGCAAGAACUUUGAAGUGGUUUUCCAGGAUGAAGAAGCUCUGGACUGGGGAGGGCCUCGGCGAGAAUGGUUUGAGCUAAUCUGCAAAGCCUUAUUUGACACCACCAAUCAGCUCUUCACCCGGUUCAGUGACAACAACCAAGCAUUAGUGCAUCCCAACCCUAAUCGCCCUGCUCACCUGCGUCUGAAGAUGUAUGAGUUUGCAGGGCGGCUUGUUGGCAAGUGUCUUUAUGAGUCCUCUCUAGGAGGAGCCUACAAGCAGUUGGUUCGAGCUCGCUUCACCCGUUCUUUCCUGGCCCAAAUCAUAGGACUGCGUAUGCAUUACAAGUACUUUGAAACAGAUGACCCAGAAUUCUACAAAUCUAAAGUUUGUUUUAUCCUCAACAAUGACAUGAGUGAGAUGGAGCUGGUCUUUGCAGAAGAGAAAUAUAACAAAUCAGGUCAAUUAGAUAAGGUUGUAGAACUCAUGACUGGUGGAGCCCAAACCCCAGUAACCAAUGCAAAUAAAAUCUUCUAUUUAAAUUUGCUGGCCCAGUAUCGGCUGGCCAGUCAAGUGAAAGAGGAAGUGGAACAUUUCCUAAAAGGCCUAAAUGAGUUGGUCCCUGAGAACCUGUUGGCUAUUUUUGAUGAGAAUGAACUUGAGCUGCUGAUGUGUGGGACUGGAGACAUCAGUGUAUCUGACUUCAAAGCCCACGCAGUAGUUGUUGGUGGCUCAUGGUAUUUCAGAGAAAAGGUCAUGAGGUGGUUUUGGACUGUGGUUUCCAGUUUGACCCAGGAGGAGUUGGCUCGGCUACUUCAGUUCACAACAGGCUCCUCUCAGCUACCACCUGGAGGCUUCGCCGCCCUCUGUCCCUCAUUUCAGAUCAUUGCUGCUCCAACCCAUAGCACGCUACCUACUGCACACACAUGUUUUAACCAGCUGUGCCUCCCUACGUAUGACUCCUAUGAAGAGGUGCACAGGAUGUUGCAGCUGGCCAUCAGCGAGGGUUGUGAGGGCUUUGGCAUGCUCUGACCACUCUCCUGCCAUCUACUUGGCUCUCAUGCUCUCUGGAGCAUCCAAGCACACAUUACAGACAUCAUAACCACUGGCUCUGACACUCAUAACCAUCAGCCAGAAGAUGCUACAUGUUCUCCUGUGUUUGGAGUACUUUGUCACCUACAAGCCUUGUCCUUACCUCACCCUCUCCCUGCCCAUGUCCACCACAGGCCACUUUGGUAAGCUGAGCUCUCCAUUCAGUUAUGAGAAGAGGACUGCACCAUUGUCAUUUCAUUUGGUUGCUUGAAGAACUCAGUAGCUGAGGGAGAUUACACACAGAGCUUGGCUGUGUUGGGAAGCUGCUGUGCAGUGAGCCUUAAAUCCACACCGUGCUCCACCUCCCUCUGCAGAUGCUUCUUGGAGGUGCCCUCUUUGGCCCUUACUACUUAACCAGACUGGUACAUGAGUCUUUCUUGUGGGUAGGAUGAUCGCUUCUCCUAAUCAGGAGCCAGGAGAGGCACAGAUAGGAAGUGGCAUGUGAGCAGUCUUUGGUUUUGUCUCCCUGCACAAUGGCAGGCACAGGCCGUGGUACUGGACUACCUCUAAGGAGGACUGAUAGCACAAAAGGAUCUUUUUUUGUGGUGUCAGAACUGGAAAAGGCAUUUUCCCUUCAGGCAUUUCUGGAAAUGAUUAUUAACCAUAACGCAGAACUCUCUAAGCUUUUUCUUGAGUUUUAGCCAGUGAGAAAAGCAGAUAGAUUGAAGAAUGUGAAGGAUAGCUGAGCCGUGGCCCCCAGUGCUUACUCUGAUUCUCUUUUAGGGUGAGGGGUCAUGUCUAGGCACUUGACUACUGGAUGCUUUUCCCUUAGUUUGUCCUUUGGGCUGAGGUGUGGCUGUGCAGGACCACUGACCUCCACGUUAAGUGGUCUGCAAAGAACUUAAUAGAGAAAGUUCUAAAGAAAAUUUUGUAGCAAAAGAUUGAAAUAGUAAGAAUAGCACGCCACCAAUCCCUGAUUCUGUCUGUGCUUGGCAUACUCUGGUGGCACUAAGACAAAGGAAUGGGGAUCAGGAGUUUAAGUUCUUAUCACAGGCCCCUGGGGUCAGGACACUGGGGACAGAUGAUAGGCUGGACAGUAAACAUCUGGCCAUCCCCCAUACAUGUACUUCCCUUCACUCCGUCAGUUACCAGGAAGGAGAACUAAGGAGGGAGGAAGCUGUACUAGGUUCCCCAUGCAGUGACGAUUGAAGAGUACCUGCUGCUGUCUCUUGGAAGAUGACAACACCCUUUUCGUUACUGUUUUAAUGAAAACAAUUUCAAGCCUCAAAAUCUCAUCGACUUCCCAGAUUUCUGUUUUCAAGAAGGCUUUGUUGCAAGCUACCAUUCCCAAUGGGGCCCUCAUCUCUGAGAAUGUUACAAGCCAUCUUUAUUGCCAAAACCAGCAAGUACACAGAGUCCUGAGACAAGGCAGAACUUGUGGCAGUGCCUUGGCCUCCUGGAAGCAUGUCUGAGCCCUCCUGUUCCCAGGGAUCAUAUGAAACAAGCCCUCCUGAGCUGCUGCAGUUCCUGCCUGACCUCGCUCCUUUGCAGUUGUCAUUUGUCCUUUCUUGGCAUGGGUGCUGACCUCACCUGUCCUUGGGGUCUGGGAUCUGGCAGCAAGAUCUCUACACCCUAGGAUCCUCCAUGCCAUAUGGUCACUGCUCUCCUCAGGGACCAGGACAAGGUGCUGCUGCUUGCCCCAAUUUUUUCCCAUGGGAUAUGUACAGGAAAGCUUAGUUAUCACCCUGGGAAACAUGAUGCUGCCCCUUGGGCCCGGAUAUGGGUUUCCAGCUGGGGGCAUGUGGGUUGGUUCUGCUGUUUUUGGCAGUUUUUCCUCAUCUGGAUUUUGCAUUCUCCCCUCCGGCAGCCCUCCAGAGAUUGAUGCUGGAGAUUGAGUUGAUUGUCUUGGCUAGAUCUAUCAUUUUAAGCUCUAGUCACAGCACUUUUUCAGAGCAUCCUAGGCACCAUUGCAGCCCAUCUGGGGCAGCUGCGUUCAGAAUCUUUGUUUAACAAAAUCCUUUGGUACUGUUGUGGUUUUCUAUUCUUCCAUUAUUCUGUGUGUCUCCUAAUUCUAUUCAAAAUUAUCUUUGCUCUUUUUGGCUUUCCUUUCACCUUUUCUCUAAUCCUGCUUUGGUACUAGCCAGUGUGGGAAAAAUGAACACUGUGUCAGAGAGCAGGGAGGGUUUGCUAUUUGGGGG